This is a messenger RNA of Chironomus riparius, 262 nucleotides long. The record is from the annotation of a GenBank genome assembly. Lineage: Eukaryota; Metazoa; Arthropoda; Insecta; Diptera; Chironomidae.
CAAAAAUGUCAAAAUCAAAUUUAAUUUUACGAACCUUAAUUGCCUCUACAAUUUUCGGACUAAUUGGAUACUUUGCUAUGAAAAUCGCAUAUGCUUGUAUUGAUGAAGACAUCGACGAUGAUGAUGAAUAUUUCUUUGAUGUUGAAGAGUGCAUGCAAAUUGACAGGAACAAGAGAACGGAUAUGGUUGGAGAUGUAGAUGUUCCAGCAGGAAAAAUAUAAAAUCAACAGUUUUUCAUUUUAAUUUCCUCAAUAAAAUCCAG